AUGAGGAAACUGUUAUCUUAUGCCAUUGCAGAAAGGCUGAAGAAAAAGCAAUAUUAUCUAAAUAAUGGAACUGCAGUGCUAGAGGAGCUUCUUGCUAUAUGUGACGGAAAUUGCCGAAUUCCCCUCCGUUACCUAAGUGCCACAGAGAUCGAGAAUGCAAUUAAGCACUCUAAAAGAAAAAUAGAGCUCUCCGGUGUGGAUAUGAGCUUCCGUAGUAUCCACCGAGAUAUAGCAAUUACUGCUCAAAUGAGCCAUCUCAAGAAUGCGCUGACACUUUUCGGCUGCUACCUUGAAUUCGCAAAACCAGUUCUCGUAUAUGAAUAUGUUGAGGCUAUAAGUCUUCAUGAUUUACUUUUUAAUGAGGGUAAUCGAGACCGUGUCACAAGACCAGUAUCUUGGGAAAAUAGAUUACGGAUUGUGAAUGAGGUCGCUUCAACAGUAGUUUAUCUCCAUACCGAAUUUACUACGCCUAUCAUCCACAGAGAUAUAAACCCAUUCAAAGUGAUAAUAGAUCAGAAUAGUGGCGUUGUCAAAAUGGUCGACUUCUCAUUGUCCAUAUCAUUGCCUCCAGGAAAAUUGGAAGUAAAAGAUGGUGUGCGCGGAACAUUAGCCCUCUAUAUAGAUCCUGAAUAUGUCCGCUCGGGUAUUGUCACUCAAAAAACUGACGUCUACGGCUUAGGGGUUCUUCUCUUUCAGCUAUUAACUGGAACAAGCAUGCACGAGAUAGAUAUUAGAGAUAUUCCACCCAGCGUCGAGUUUGAAGAUCCAUAUCUUCCCACGAACGCCCAACUUUAUAUUAAAGAGGGCAGUGCAAUAGAUAUAGCGGAUCCUGCCAUUCUAGAAGAGCACGGAAUUGAGAUUCGACAACACUUGGAAGACUAUUUGGAUCUUGUUAAGCAAUGUACUGCGUCAAAGGGAGAAGAUCGACCAUAUAUGAUUCAAGUUGCAAAGGAAUUGCGUCGAAUUGAGAACUGCUUCGGUGCCCUCACCAUCAGUCAAAAUUAA
Molecule: messenger RNA, 1005 nt
Organism: Nicotiana tabacum (common tobacco)
Lineage: Eukaryota; Viridiplantae; Streptophyta; Magnoliopsida; Solanales; Solanaceae
Source: RefSeq, a predicted model, not a curated record